Drosophila persimilis is the source of this 2418-nucleotide messenger RNA. It is a transcript of the gene Imp, whose product is annotated as insulin-like growth factor 2 mRNA-binding protein 1. Gene Ontology annotation, cellular component: nucleus; cytosol; cytoplasm. Gene Ontology annotation, biological process: nervous system development; regulation of gene expression. The coding region runs from base 667 to 2418 and encodes 583 amino acids. The transcript is spliced from 6 exons. Gene Ontology annotation, molecular function: mRNA 3'-UTR binding. NCBI's taxonomy places the organism in Eukaryota, Metazoa, Arthropoda, Insecta, Diptera, Drosophilidae. The record is from RefSeq and is a predicted model, not a curated record.
UUGCCAAAUUCUUCAAAAAACAAAAAUCACACUCUCCCACUAUCACACCAUCGGGCACGCGGAAUAUAACCAUCAGUGUAUUGAAACAGCUCUAAAACUAAAGAAAAACAAAACAAAAAACCUAUAACCAGCCGCCCCCAGACACAUACAGACAGACACAGACCUUUCGGUACACAUUCGAAAUUAGGCAACUACCCAACGAUUCGAUCCAUCAAUCGGUUCAGAUCUAUAAUCAUUAGUGAUCCCUAGCAGAUCAUAUUUCAACAAAGUCAACGUAGUAUAUUGUAUGGAACAUAUUAAAUGGAUUGCGGAAUGUAUUAGAAGUAGAGCUGGAAGGCUCACAUACUUUCAUUCACAGCAAGCCCCUCGACAGUACAUAACCCAAGCCCCUAAAAUUCCCAGUUCGAUUAAUUGGAAACUGUUCAGAUCAAUAGGCACUGGAGCGCUCUAUCAACCAUAUCAGCCAUCAUAAAGCAUCCAAUCUGUUUCAGUCUGUAUGAAUCAAUCAGUCAAAAUCUAUCUCAUGAAUGAUCAGAUUCCCCCAAUCGAAUUUAAUUUAUAUACAUAUAAACGCGAGCUAAGCCAAAGCCAGAAAGUCGAUCAAAUACAACAAAAUCCUCGUUAAAGCAACCACAACAAAAAGAACAAAAAACGAAAGCAGCAAAAAUGGCAUCCGAAUUGGAUCAGUUCGCCGACUUGGAGCUAUCGAAGGAGGAUCGCGAACAGAUCUUCGAUCCGCCAUUGGAUCGGCAGCAGUUGGAAGGUGCUGGCACCUCAAGAGCUGCUGGCGGCCUCAACGGAGUCGAAUUCGAGGGCAACAAGCUCCAUUGCGAGCAGCUGGAUAAAAACCAGCGUCGCAGUCAGCGCAAUCAGCGCAAUACGUACCCGGGUAUGCCGGGACCCGGGCGCCAGGCUGACUUCCCGCUGCGCAUUCUCGUCCAGAGCGAAAUGGUUGGGGCCAUUAUAGGACGACAGGGCAGCACGAUCAGGACAAUCACACAGCAGAGUCGGGCCCGUGUGGAUGUGCAUCGCAAGGAGAAUGUCGGCUCCCUGGAGAAGUCGAUCACGAUCUAUGGCAAUCCGGAGAACUGCACCAAUGCCUGCAAGCGCAUUCUGGAGGUCAUGCAGCAGGAGGCCCUCUCCACGAAUAAGGGUGAAAUCUGCCUGAAGAUACUGGCCCACAACAAUCUGAUUGGAAGGAUCAUUGGAAAGUCUGGGAACACCAUCAAACGGAUCAUGCAGGACACCGACACGAAGAUCACCGUCAGCUCGAUCAAUGACAUCAACAGCUUCAAUCUGGAGCGCAUUAUCACGGUGAAGGGUUUGAUCGAGAAUAUGUCGCGGGCCGAGAACCAGAUCAGCACCAAACUGCGCCAGAGCUACGAGAAUGACCUACAGGCGAUGGCACCGCAGAGCCUCAUGUUCCCCGGCCUUCAUCCCAUGGCAAUGAUGUCGACACCCGGCAAUGGCAUGGUCUUUAACACAAGCAUGCCAUUCCCAUCGUGUCAGAGCUUUGCCAUGUCCAAGACGCCGGCCAGCGUAGUUCCGCCGGUCUUCCCCAAUGAUCUGCAGGAGACGACAUAUCUCUAUAUACCGAACAAUGCCGUUGGGGCGAUCAUCGGCACCAAGGGCUCCCAUAUACGUAGCAUAAUGAGAUUCUCGAAUGCAUCCCUGAAGAUUGCACCCCUCGAUGCCGACAAGCCGCUGGACCAACAAACGGAACGUAAAGUAACGAUUGUUGGUACACCGGAGGGUCAGUGGAAGGCGCAGUACAUGAUCUUUGAGAAGAUGCGCGAAGAGGGUUUCAUGUGCGGCACCGAUGAUGUUCGUCUAACGGUCGAACUGCUUGUGGCAAGCUCUCAGGUCGGCCGUAUUAUCGGCAAAGGAGGUCAGAAUGUGCGCGAACUGCAGCGCGUAACGGGCAGUGUCAUCAAGCUGCCAGAGCAUGCCCUGGCCCCGCCAGCAGGCGGUGAUGAGGAGACGCCCGUUCACAUCAUUGGGCCAUUCUACAGCGUACAGUCCGCCCAGCGUCGCAUCCGGGCCAUGAUGUUGUCCACGAACCCGCCGCCAGUGACCAAGAAACAGAAAGCUGCCAAAGAACAACUGCAACAACAGCAACUGAGCUUAGCCGGUGCUGCGACCAGUGGAUCCCAGCAGCUUCAGCAACAGCAGCAGGAACUUUCGCCGACGUUGCAGCAACAGCAACAGCAGCAGCCACUGCCGCCGCAAUCGCACCAUCAAUCUGUGUCGGCGUCUUCGUCGUCAUCGACGCCGCCUGCCCAUCAUCAGCAGCAACAGCAGCAGGCGUCGUCGGCAGCGACUUCGCACCAAUUGCAGCAGCAACCGUCGCCGCCACUGAGCGCUAGCAAUGAAACUCUGGCCACCUCCCAGCAGCAGCUGGCGAGCUCGCAGCAGUAA